Messenger RNA from Athene cunicularia (burrowing owl), 1794 nucleotides. It is a transcript of the gene RNF126, whose product is annotated as ring finger protein 126. Gene Ontology annotation, cellular component: cytoplasm. The transcript has 9 exons. Lineage: Eukaryota; Metazoa; Chordata; Aves; Strigiformes; Strigidae. Gene Ontology annotation, biological process: protein ubiquitination. Gene Ontology annotation, molecular function: ubiquitin protein ligase activity. The record is from RefSeq and is a predicted model, not a curated record. The coding region runs from base 1 to 1128 and encodes 375 amino acids.
AUGAGAUACAGGCUCGGCACCGCUGCCAGCCCCUGCCUGCUGCUGAAAUCUGGGAGCCCGGGGCCGUGCAGGCAGCCGGCCGGGGGCCGCGUGCCACCAGCAUCCCGCAGCGGUGGCCAGGACGGGGCUCAGCCCAGCCCGCUGCUCACGGGUUAUCGGGAGCGGCCGGAUAAGCGCCGGGACAGGAUCCGGACCCGCAGCCCAGAGGUGCAAGGCUCGGGGAGACGAGGUGGGGGAUGUAAAUCUCCUGAUCUGUCUGACUAUAUUUGCCCGCGGUGUGAAUCUGGUUUUAUUGAAGAGCUUCCUGAGGAGCCAAGGAACGCGGACAAUGAGACCAGCUCCUCGACGUCGGCCGGCGACCAGAGCAGGCACCCCUUCGAGAACGUGGAUCAGCACUUAUUCACCUUGCCCCAGGGCUACGGGCAGUUUGCCUUCGGGAUCUUCGAUGACAGCUUUGAGUUUCCGUUCGGGUCCAAUGUGCAGCCGGAGGACAACAGGGACUCGGAGAACCGGAGGGAGCGGGAGCAUCAGUCCCGGCACCGCUACGGUGCGAGGCAGCCGCGGGCCCGCCUGGCCACACGCCGUGCCGCUGGCAGGCACGAGGGCGUGCCCACGCUGGAAGGAAUUAUCCAGCAGCUGGUCAAUGGAAUUAUUGCACCUACAACGAUACCAAACCUGGGACUAGGGCCCUGGGGAGUCCUGCACUCUAACCCGAUGGACUACGCGUGGGGUGCCAACGGCUUGGAUGCGAUUAUUACCCAGUUACUAAAUCAGUUUGAAAACACUGGGCCGCCGCCAGCAGACAAAGAGAAGAUCCAGGCCCUCCCCACCGUACAGAUUGCACAGGAACACGUAGACUCUGGGCUGGAGUGUCCGGUGUGUAAAGAAGAUUAUACAGUGGGUGAGAACGUCCGACAGCUGCCCUGCAACCACCUGUUCCACAACAGCUGCAUCGUGCCCUGGCUGGAGCAGCACGACACGUGUCCUGUGUGCCGGAAGAGCUUAAGUGGACAAAACACUGCCACAAACCCCCCAGGACUCACGGGGAUGAACUUCUCGCCAUCCUCCUCCUCCUCCUCCUCUUCCUCCAGCUCACCAAGUAACGAAAACUCAUCGAACAACUCAUGAAUCUUAAUCCAACCCUCUGUCCCUGGGGCCCUGUCCAUUGUCCUCCCUCCCUCCCCUCCAACGUGCGCGACGCAAGGGGCUUCCAGAGCAGAGCGAGGGGGGGGAGCGCGGGGGAGGCAGCACCCCCAGAGUCCCCUUUUGAGUUCCGAAGACACGGAGAAUCCGGGUCCUUCAGAGACGAGGAGCCUCGCGCUCUGUGGCGGGGGAAGAGCUCUGUCUGUUAAUAAAAACACCCAUUUGCCGCGUGGACUUUCCCCGUUGCAGUGAGCGGUGGCUGCGUGGCCCAGCCGGGAGACCCGAGGCGCUGAGCUACCAGUUGCGAUUCUGAACAGAAAGGUUGUUUGUAUGGUUUGAAUUUGAGAUUCCUUUCUUUAUUUCUUUUGCUCCUCCUCCUCCCCUUGGAUACUGUCUCUUCUGCUUUGGAGAUUGAAGUCUUUAAAACAAAAGCGUAAUGUUACUGCCUCCCUCCCGGCGUCCGCACCCGGCGAGGGCCCUUCGGUGUCACUGAAAAAACGAACUCUUGGAGUAGACCCCGUUACUCUUCCCUGCCCCCUCUCCGGUCCCAUUUAUUUUUCUUUAUAACCUCGCCCUUCUGAUACUCAACACUGAAAGGGUUUUUAUAAUUUUAAAUUAUUACUGCUGUUAAAUAAACGGACAUUUCAGCUC